AUGCCAAGGUUCAAGCACAAGCCGAAAAAUCAAAAAUCAGAUUUGUCGAUAUCUACAUCACAGGGUACUGAAUCAACAUGUCUGCCAAUAAAUCUGCCUCCGCCAAUUCAGCAUGCACCUCAACCAACUCGACCAGUUUACUCAGCAUCCCAUCCAAAUUCUAUGGAUCAGGACACGCCACAUUCGGGUCCAACAGUUUGUCUUGAAUCACAACCAUCCCGGUCAGUUCACUUGACAUCACAUCCAUCUCCGGUUGGUCGGGACUCAUUACAACCAUCUCAUUCAGUUCACUCUACAUCACAUCUAGUUCUGUCAAAUCAGGAUUCAUCACAGUCAUCUCGAUCAAUUCAUUCUACAUCACAUUCAGAUCCUACAAAUGAGGACUCAUCACAAGCAGCUCCCACAAAUCAGGCCGCACUCAAAAAAAUCCUAGACGUGAAUCAAAUAUAUUCAAGAAAUGAUGUCAAGAAAAUCAAAGUAAAAGCUAAGGAAGUGCUGAAUUUAACAGGUGAAGAACGUAUUGUGGUUAAGUUUGAUAUUUAUGAUGAACCAUUUGGUGAAGCACGCAGCCUUCUUUCGCAUUUUUGUGGAAUUUUAGCGUGUGAUUGCUCUUUAUUUCCAAUCAACUUUGAAAAAUUAUCGAAUUUACCAGUGACAUACUUCAAUCGCGUCUUCGAUCAUAUUAUAAAGAAAAUGCGUCGGAAUCGUGAAAAUCAAAAGAAACAGACAAUUCCUCACACUGGUGGCUCCAAAGCCAAUGCUACAAGAAGCGUUGAAAUGAUGGCCGAGACUGGACAGUGGCCUGGACGAGCACAAAUGUACAUUGCUACUCAUAAGAAUCAAGAUGGAGCAUAUGUUAAUGAAGCGACAAAAGAAAUAUGUGAAAAAAUUGAGUCAACUUUGAGCCAAAGCACCACAGAUGAGUCUCAAGUUUCACCAAAUGAUGUUGUUGGUAAGGUGCUAGGGCAAGAACACUUUAGAAGGGUGAGAUGCUUAGGAUUAGGAUCUUUUCCUCGGAGAAUUUUUCAACAAGUUACACCUUAUUUUGGUAGUACAAGUGCAUCAAUUAGUGGAGGUUCUUAUUCGUUCCAAUGUCGAGAAAACUACAAUCAAAUGAUGAAUUCUCACAAUCAAAUACUGAGUGCUUUGAAGGCAUAUAUGAUACUGAAAGAAAAAAUGAUACCAGAACAAUUUGUGGGGCUCUUUGAUUCUCCUUCAAUGGUUUCUCCCACAACACCAAGUGAUGCGUCCAGUGGAUCCAUUUCGCCCAUGGAUGCAAGGAUACCACGUGAUGAUUCUGAUCCUAAUGACGGUCAUUGA
Molecule: messenger RNA, 1320 nt
Organism: Capsicum annuum
Lineage: Eukaryota; Viridiplantae; Streptophyta; Magnoliopsida; Solanales; Solanaceae
Exons: 6
Coding region: 1-1320 (439 amino acids)
Source: RefSeq, a predicted model, not a curated record